This is a messenger RNA of Sporothrix schenckii 1099-18, 1536 nucleotides long. RefSeq lists its product as uncharacterized. The record is from RefSeq and is a predicted model, not a curated record. The transcript has a single exon. Bases 1 to 1536 code for a protein of 511 amino acids. NCBI's taxonomy places the organism in Eukaryota, Fungi, Ascomycota, Sordariomycetes, Ophiostomatales, Ophiostomataceae.
AUGCUCGGCCGCCACCAACCAGCUUGGGACUUCAUCCGUGAUCACUUUGACUACCUGUCGCGUGCCAUGUACAUAUUGCAGCAGGGUGCCAGCAAGAUGGACGUGGCCUUUUACCAGAAGCGCACGACCUACGCGCGGCCUGUAACUGGCUAUGAGCCUGAAGAUCUCCUCAAGGCGGGAUACACAUAUGGCUACCUUGAUCCGGAGACACUACAGGGUCGAGAUACUGUGGUGCAAAAAGGUGUUCUGGCUCCCAUGAAGCAGGCAUAUAAGGCACUGAUCGUCCGCGGGAGUGACGUAUUAACUGUACAAGGCGCCGACAUGCUCGCCAAACACGCCCGCUCGGGUCUACGCGUCGUCUUCGCCGGUGAAAUCCCGUCAUAUCUCGGCGGACAUCAUGACCCAGCCGGACACGCUUAUGUCAAUCACACGUUGAGGGCACUGCGGCACCUCGACAAUGUACACCAUGUGCCACGUGAAGAUGGCUUGAGCGAAGUGAUGGAAUCACUCGGCAUUAUGCCGCGCACCCGGAUUCGUGCGUCGGCAUUCACAACAAAGUGGUGGCCUAUAUGGCGAGAGACGGCCGAUGGGCACGCACAGUACGCUUUCAUCUACCACGAUGGCGAAGAGAAUAGCGCCGGCACAAUCGAGUUCCAAUCGACCGGCCGGCCGUAUCGCUAUGAUGCCUGGAGUGGUGCCAUCACGCCCAUGGGUAUCUAUAGCCGACAAGGAAGUACUAUCACCAUUCAUCUUACUCUUGGCCCACAUCAAGCAGUCUUAUUCGGGUUUCACAGCGACGAACAGCACGCAUUCCACGCAACGGCCACUUCAGCCGGUGUCUUAGACGUGCGACAGGUGACAGGCGGGCUGCGUGCGAUCGUAGGUUCAUCUACGUCUGGACAUUCUGAGUGGAUACGCACGUCCGAUGGUGUCAUCCACAACGUGCCCGCCGUGUCGGUCGCGCCUUUUUCCCUCGACAACUGGACACUUGUCGUAGAACAUUGGGACCCUCCCACGCCGCUGGCCAAUGUUUCUGCUGAUGCGUCGCGCUGGAACUCGACACACCAUCUCGAAAGCCUCGUGUCCUGGCAGCAUAUCCCCGGUCUGGAGCACGUCUCAGGACGAGGAUACUACGAGACCACGUUUCAGUGGCCUCCCGCCAAUAGUACAGAGCGGUAUUCAAGCGGUGCUUUUCUGUCGCUGGGCAUAGUGAUUCAUACUAUGACGGUAUCCGUCAACGGUCAUGCCCUUGCACCAUUCGACAUACUGACACACGCGCGGUUAGACAUUACUUCUUACCUGGUGGCCGGUGAACGCAACACGGUUCGCGUGGUUGUAUCAACCACAUUAGCCAACCGCCUGUCUGUCAUCUGGGACUCGCUGCGCACCAGCGGAGCCCCGCCCACAGGCCUAUUUGGCUCGGACACGAAGCCCCCAGGGAACGCUGAGUACGGUCUUGUGGGUCCGGUCACUGUGAUUACGUACCGGAAAGUCGACCUGGCAGAGGACGAUGUGACCAAGCAACCGAGUGCGUGA